Nilaparvata lugens (brown planthopper) is the source of this 752-nucleotide messenger RNA. It is a transcript of the gene mRpL30, whose product is annotated as 39S ribosomal protein L30, mitochondrial. Bases 133 to 681 code for a protein of 182 amino acids. The transcript is spliced from 3 exons. Gene Ontology annotation, biological process: translation. The record is from RefSeq and is a predicted model, not a curated record. Gene Ontology annotation, cellular component: large ribosomal subunit; mitochondrion. Gene Ontology annotation, molecular function: structural constituent of ribosome. Lineage: Eukaryota; Metazoa; Arthropoda; Insecta; Hemiptera; Delphacidae.
UGACAAGACCAAAGCCAGCUGAUAAAAAAAAUAAAUGGAAGUAUCUUGAUUGAUAUAACCUCAAUCUCAACAUACAUUUACAGAAUUAUUUUUUGAAUUGUUUGUUCAUUUUCCAGUUUAUCGUUUAUAAUUAUGAAUAUUAAUAAUUGUGUCAAUCUUAUUGGUAAAGAUUUCUUUCGGGUAUUUUCUAGGGAGUAUAAAAUACGUGCUCUAAAAUCAUGGGAAGGCGGCAUAAAGCAUCAUGGCUUUACUUACUAUCCCAGGUCUCCUUAUGAAGUGGAUAAAAAAAUGGAUCCUCCGAAAUUAUGGAUGGUGCAAAGAAUAAAACCUUUUGCUGGAAACCACUGGAUAUUGAAAGAUAUAUUGACUGCCAUUGGAUUGGGAGUGGAUGCAAAGAUCUCUAAAGUGGUAGCUGUGAAAAACAUCCCGGAAUUCAAUGCCAAGCUGUACAGGAUCAAACACCUAGUCAAGAUCACGCCCAUCAAAUUUAUAAACGGUGAACCAACCGCUGAAGAUAUCAACUACUGCAAUCUCAACGAAUGGGGUGAGUUCACCAUCACCAAAAAAAUAGACUCCAAAAGAUUGGAGCAGACUGAAAAGUUCAUCAACGACCCAAUGCAUUUGGACUCAGACACUAAGAGAAAACAAUCAAGGCUCAAGUGGAUUAAUCCUUGGGAAUAGGUUAGCUGUAGAGAUAAUUUAUUUAGUUUGUAAUUGUGAUAGGCCAAUAAAAUAAUUGUAAAACAAUGAAA